This is a messenger RNA of Fusarium vanettenii 77-13-4, 627 nucleotides long. RefSeq lists its product as uncharacterized. The transcript is spliced from 2 exons. Bases 1 to 627 code for a protein of 208 amino acids. NCBI's taxonomy places the organism in Eukaryota, Fungi, Ascomycota, Sordariomycetes, Hypocreales, Nectriaceae. The record is from RefSeq and is a predicted model, not a curated record.
AUGGGCAAGGUCUCAUUCAACCUCCCCAUCAAUGGCGGCCGCGGUCAACCCAACGAGACCGAGGAGCAACGCCUCAAGCCUCACCUCCUCGAGGACGACGACCUCCCCGAUUACACCAAGUUCCCUUUCAGCACCUUCUUCCCUGAGGACCAGAAGAGCAAGAACAAGAGCGAAGACCCCGUGCUCGACAAGUCUUCUCCCCAAUACCGAGAGCGUGUAACGAAGACACUCGACGCCCUUCAGGAUGAGUACCAAAAGACCUAUGAGCGGUACAAGGACGCCAACAGCAAGGUCCUCGCCGCCAGGGAGGAGCGGGAUCAACUGCUCUGGAACAUGGCCGUCCUCAACAUCAGCAACGUCGCUGAGCAAUUCGAUUCCGACCUAGACUCGAUCCACGAAGACGUCGCCAAGAUCCAACGCGAGGUGCGUGACCAGAACAAGCCCACCAACGAGACCGCGUACCAGAAGCUAUUGAUCGGCCGGGAUCUCGCUCGGCGUUGCGUCUACAGGACUGAGAUUGCUCUGGAGGCUGGCAUGCGGGAGCUCGCGCGGCUGGAUGGUGUCGACUCUGACAGGUUCCGACAGCUUCGCGCUGACGGUGUGUUUGUGGAAGACAGCCGGGGUUAA